AUGAUUCCGAAUUAUAAUAUGCUAAUGUAGUUAUUACUAUUAAACAAAGGAAAAAAUUAUAUUUUAUCCAAAUUAUAUACAUAUUACUUCUUAAGAUAUGAUUCAAUAUUACUUGAAUAUAUUAAUGUACAUGAAAUAAAAUCAAUUUUAGAUGAAAUAAACAAAAAAAAUGUAAAAGUUGGCCAAAAAAAAAAUAAUUUUGAUAUCCCAUACGCAGUUAGUUGUGGAUUUUAUUUAUUAUGUCUAUUUUAUUGUUUUAAUAAUGCAAAAUUUGAGUUAUGA
Molecule: messenger RNA, 282 nt
Organism: Paramecium primaurelia
Lineage: Eukaryota; Ciliophora; Oligohymenophorea; Peniculida; Parameciidae
Source: the annotation of a GenBank genome assembly